Molecule: messenger RNA, 1079 nt
Organism: Hibiscus syriacus
Lineage: Eukaryota; Viridiplantae; Streptophyta; Magnoliopsida; Malvales; Malvaceae
Product: transcription factor MYB26-like
Exons: 3
Coding region: 1-1053 (350 amino acids)
Source: RefSeq, a predicted model, not a curated record
AUGGGUCACCAUUCAUGUUGUAACAAGCAGAAAGUGAAGAGAGGAUUGUGGUCACCCGAGGAAGAUGAGAAACUCAUCAAUUACAUUACAACGUAUGGCCAUGGAUGCUGGAGCUCAGUCCCUAAACUUGCUGGCCUUCAAAGAUGUGGAAAGAGUUGCAGAUUAAGGUGGAUAAAUUAUCUCAGACCUGAUUUAAAACGUGGGAGUUUCUCUCCACAUGAAGCAGCUCUCAUCAUUGAACUCCAUAGUAUUCUUGGCAACAGAUGGGCACAAAUAGCAAAGCAUUUACCGGGAAGAACAGAUAAUGAAGUGAAGAACUUUUGGAAUUCGAGUAUCAAGAAAAAGCUUAUCUCACAUGAACAUGUGCCGACUUUGGCCUCUUUUGCUGCUGAUGUUCAUAAUUCAACCCCUUCGGAGGACGCAGCUGCUGGUUUCAUCUCUUUAAAUGGAAAUCCUAAUUUGAUUCUCAGUACUCAAAAAGAUCAGCUCUAUCUUUCUUCCCCUACAGCUCCACUGCUACAAAGCUUUGUUCAUCACCAUUCGGAUUUCAAGCCGAAUUCGAGUAGCUUUAACGUGGAUUUGGUUCACCAUCAUUUCCCUAUGCUCCCACCACUGCCGCCGCCACUGCAUUCGAAUGCGCCUUCCUUCGACGUUUCGUGGACAUUGCCGUUUGCACCUCAACACGACCUCGAAGAUCAUCAAAAUCAAGACGGCGUAUUCGUUAGCGACAAGCUUACGAGUCCUAACAACGGCUACGAUAACUCCUUAAUGGUUCCUUCUCCGACAGUGCCCAAACUCUGUGAAAUCCUCGAAGGUAACAUGAUCUGCAACAUCCCACAUACGUCGGUUUCACUAGAGAACAACAUUGACCCACUCGUCUCGAGACUCUCGUCUUGUUUCCCCAACGCACAUGAGAUGCAGGUGGAGUACAAUGUCGAUAACAUUGUCACAUCGAUGCGUUCGUCUUCAUCUUCGUCUUCCUUAUCAGCCUUAACCGGUGCCGGGCAGUAUUUGACAAACCCUAAUCUUCCUUCAACCAGUUGGGAGCCUUAGUCGUUGCAGAUUCAUCAGUCCUAUGG